Molecule: messenger RNA, 1510 nt
Organism: Mytilinidion resinicola
Lineage: Eukaryota; Fungi; Ascomycota; Dothideomycetes; Mytilinidiales; Mytilinidiaceae
Exons: 2
Coding region: 206-1324 (372 amino acids)
Source: RefSeq, a predicted model, not a curated record
UUGUCACAUCUCUCCUUGUCAAAACAAUUCGGAAAACCCCUUCUCUCUUCUUGGCCAUGUGCAUGACCGAUCAUGCGAUGGGCUUCAGGCCGAAGCUAAUGAUUGGCUGUGGGGAUAUGCACCUCAGCUCUGGAACUUGGGUUCAUCCCGACUAUGUGAACUUCAACCCCACUUCCAGCUGGCUGCUUAGAUCGCCGUGUCCAAGAUGGUCGUCUGUACGUUUGAGGGCAACUCUGACAUGUACGGUCUCGGGAUACGCCUUGGAUUCUAUCUACAGUGGUUUGGCGCCAUUUUCGCCGCCUGGAUCGCUCGUGGAGAGGUCAAAGGUUUGUGGUUUGCCAAUGACUUUUUCGUAGCCGCAACAUUCCUGGCACUAGUCAUUCAAGUAUCUCGAAACGUGCAAUCUCUCCAAGUCGUUGAAGUUUACAUCAUCCUGCUCCUCAUGUUUGGCGCAUACCUCUACGCAGCCCCAGUAUACAUAUGGCGCUUCUUUACCCGACGCAAUCCUUACUGGGACCCGACACGGUGGCCAAUCGUUCAAAAAAGCGCUCUGCACUCGAACUUGCGCCUUUUGUUAGAAUUUGCCGUCUUAGGCUUGCAAUUCUGGUUCUGGUUCGGCCGCGUUCAAGACCUAAAAGGCGAAGAAUGUGACCAGUUCGGCUUCUUCUUCGCCAAGAUCCGCCUGAAUAACACCGGCUUCGUGGUUAUUAAUAUACUACUCUACUUCAUGCUCGCGACGAUAUGUCUAUUGCUUGUUUUUGUGAAGAUGGUCAGCAUGCUGGGGUAUCUAAAGGACUUGAAUGCAUACGAAGACGACCCGAGCGAAGACGUCGAGCGCCGCAUUCAAGUUCUCCGCAACCUCAACUCCCUAAUCAACAUCAUCGUUGCGACCAUCAUCACUGCUGCCACUGAACUUACUAUCCACUGGAACAACAUCACGGGCGUCAACUCGCUCGCUGCAGCCGGGCAGACAAUCCUUUUUGUAAUCGGUCUCGGCGCUGUUAUUCGCGUCUUUUAUGUCUACCUUUUCCAUGACGAGCAGAGAGACGACGAGAACGAUGACGGCCAGCAUCCGCACGACGGCUAUCGUCCCAAAGGUCCCAUAAAUUUCGAUCUACCUCCUCGUGCGGCAGCGCCGCAGGGGGGCCGACCUUCCCGAACUGCUGUCCGACAGGAAACAGUGUCUGAUAGUGGGGCUAGACGCGAACGGCGUCGAGGACAGGGCUCAUCGUCGGGGCCCCAGAAGGCAUUCGUGGAGGAAGAUAUAGUGGAAAUGGACUGGGAAAGGCAGGGGUGGGUCAGACGGCAUCCGAGUCGGAGGUAAACGAAGCGGAUGAAGGGCUGAAGAAGUGACUUUGGAAAUAUGAGAUAUACAGGGGGACUGUGUUGACCGUGAUAGUGCCGAGCUGUAGCCGUAUUGUCCUAUAUAGACGGCUCUAAGCUUAGAUAGGCUCUGAGUUGGAUGGAGUCGUCUGUGAGAAGAAUGGAAGUGAAGUGAUCGAGUCGUCCG